GUGCUCUCUUGCUCACUCUCACUGUGCCUGUCUUACCCGGUGCCUUUCAUUCUUUGGGGGAGGAGAUUCAACGACUCUUAGCAUCACUGCAGAAACAGAGAGAGGGCGGAGCAGAGGGAGAGAGAGAAAAGAGCUGGAGAGAUGAUAGCAGGAGGCGAUGAGACAAGGAGAGAUUUAGAGACUGCAGCAGCACGAAGCGCAGGAGAACAGAACCGACAGCAGCGGUGUCUAACUUGGUGUGACAGAGUCCAGCUGAGAUAGAGGUCAGCGGGGCUUAACCUGCUGGGCCACCAUCUGAUUGGUGGGUGGUGAUGAUCGCAACAGGUGGAUUGCUGAGAAUCAACGCACGCCGACAGGACUCGCUAUCCAGACCACAUAAACCACACACACAGAAGAAGAAGAAGAAGAAGAGGAGGAGCGAGGUAGUGGUGGUAAAGGGGAAGCUGAAGUUGUGUUCAGUCUCGGGUCUCGUGGCUGCACUUGGCAUUCUGGUUCUGGUUGUGGGUGUGGUCAUGGCGGCUCUGGGCUAUUGGCCUCGUGAUGGAUUAUUCUUCAGCUCUCAGCCACAGGAGGGCACCGCCAUGGCUUCUGUCUCCUCAGACACCCCAACAAUUGCACCUGCUGAUGCCCAAGGAGAAGUGAGAGAAGGUGUACUGAAAUCAGAUGACGUGGGGACUAAUGGAGGAAGCGAUGAUGGUUUUAACCAGACAGAAACCAUAAAUGGGACAACCAGACAUCUUCCACAAGGUUUUCUACAGGACUUUCUGGACAGGACAGCGGUGCCCCAAUCACCGGGCCAUGGACCGGUACCGGUACAUGAGUCGUUUGGUACUGGGCUGCGAGUUGGGGCUCAGGUAUUUGUACUCUGAUAGACUGAAGGUUUUUGGCCCACUCAUCAUGGGGAUUGGCAUUUUCCUCUUCAUCUGUGCUAAUGCUGUUCUGCAUGAAAACCGUGACAAGAAGACAAAAGUUAUAAACCUGAGGGACAUUUAUUCCACUGUUAUCGACCUCCACAGCCUCCGGAAACCCAACACUUCCUCCUGCUGCUCAGCCAAUCCCCCCAACAGCAUCGUUAACUAUAUCCAAUCAAAGAGCCUGGAGGCCAAACCCAGGGCAUACCCUGACUCCCUAAAAAACAGAAAGGGGGGAGGAGAAGGUGUGGGAGACAGUGGAGUGGGAGGUGGGCUGUUAACCAUGCAACCUGGCAGCAGUAAAGGAGCAGGGGAAGGUUGGGGCAAUGAUGGAGGAGGACACACAGUCUUCAGUAUAUACCAGGAACAAAAAGAUGCUCCUCCUCCCUCCUCCUCACAGAGAUUUUCCCUCCCCCAAAGUUUCAGCCCCAUCCACCUCUCCACCUGCUGGACCACAAAGAAUAUGCUAAGCUCUUUCACCUUACCACUGCGCCGCCCAAAACCCCCUGCCCCGCAGAGAAGGCACUCCGCACGAGCCAGGACCAACCAGGGCUGGAGAGGGGACAAAGGAGAAGAGGAACAACAGAGGAGGGACAGAGGAGAUGACAAACCAGGGGAGGAGGGUUAUGUAUGCCCACCACCUCCUCAGCGCUACUCUAGUCCCCCCCCAAACAGACCCCUCCAGGAUUCAUUAAAAACUUCUUGCAGCUCCUCCGGGCUCUACAAGGAAGCACCAGGAGGCUCCCAGGCCCUGCUCCUCCUCUCCUCUUCCUCUCUCACCCCCUCCCACUUGUCUCUCUCCUCAUUUUCGUCCACACCACUGCCGCCUUGCAGGAGGCACAGCCUGUCGACCAGCAGCAUCAUCACAGGUUAUAGCAAAUUAAAACACAGAGACAACGAUUCAUGUUCCCCAUCAUCACACAAAGUGAUAUCACAGGGUAGGCAUCAAAUGUCAGAAGAAGUGACAUCACAAAGAAAGUACUCUAACAAGGAGAAGUUGAGGAUGAUCUCACAGAAGUAUUCUGGUCUGACGCAGAAGAAAGACCAAUCAGGACUUGACUCAGAGAUUGACAGCACAACUCAGUAUUUGACCGAGAAACAUUAGGGUCACAUUCAAGGACUGUGUAAACGCUGAUUGUGCGAAGAUGUCGAAAUGGUGUGUGAAUGUGGAUCUGCUGGUUUCUGAAUUAGCAAUAAGGAGUCUUCCAGAGAAGCAACAGCACAAUAUUCAAGAAUCUGCUGUUUAGCUUUGUUGAUCAGCUCUGUAAACUCUUACUGGAAAAGUUUUGUUUGGAAUCUUUUGCCGGCAGAGUAUGUGCAACAAAAUGUUUCUGUGUUAAUGUGGUAGCUCUCAAAUAAGGGGAUAUUAGCCAUCAUCUGGAAAAUGAGUGGAAUGACUUUCAAUGUAUGGUAUUCUGGGUUCCAAAUGAAAAAGUGCAGACUCAUCCAUCACUUUAGUCUUCUGCAUUAGUACAUGACCAAAUAACUACAGAAGAGCACUGUAUCCACCAAAGUGUUUUGUGCCUCAGCCUUUUCAUGCUGGUUAUUAUUAUGGAUGUCACAGGUAAUGAUAUCCUGAGGAAUUCGAAGUCAAGCUGAAUGUAAGUGUUUUGUGUAUGAAGUUGGAUGUUAUUUCCAGAAGACCUGUAUUAUUUUUAUUUUUGUGAAUGCAGUGCACUUCUGUAAAAUAGCUUCAGUUUUUGUCAGUAUUAUGGAAAAUUGUUUGAAGUAAAAAAUAAAAUGUACAGGUGCACACAUACCUGUUGUUCAUAUAAGUUACUCUCUGUAAUUAGGAUUUCACAUUUUGUUUCUAUGACCUUUGCUGUGAGUUAGUUUUGACUUCAUAUCAAAAUGAAUCAGGAUAAGUCAGCAUUAAGCAAUCUCACUACAAAACCUUAAUUUAAAUUGCUGGGAGGAUGCCCAAUGUCUUUAGUUAUUUCUGUGAGUUUAUCAUUUGUACCCUGGAAUACGUGUAAGCUGGGUCACAUUACUUUCUAUCAAGUGUACAUGUUAACCUAAAAAGAAAUGUACUCACUUUUUCCAGUUGUUGUUGACUUGCAGAGACGAAGCAUGACUUCUCAGUUUUGACUGAUUCUAAACUACAAAGUUGUAGCUUCAUGGAGUCUUCCACUGAAAAUCUAACCUACUUAACCUAAGUUUAAUCUAAGCACAAUAUCACUGAAAAUAAAGCACAUUAUGGUUAAACCUUUU
Messenger RNA from Oreochromis niloticus (Nile tilapia), 3122 nucleotides. Its product is annotated as transmembrane protein 200C. The coding region runs from base 312 to 869 and encodes 185 amino acids. The transcript has 6 exons. The record is from RefSeq and is a predicted model, not a curated record. Lineage: Eukaryota; Metazoa; Chordata; Actinopteri; Cichliformes; Cichlidae.